Molecule: messenger RNA, 2390 nt
Organism: Ilex paraguariensis (yerba mate)
Lineage: Eukaryota; Viridiplantae; Streptophyta; Magnoliopsida; Aquifoliales; Aquifoliaceae
Source: the annotation of a GenBank genome assembly
AUUUAUUUGGCGAAUGGCGAUGCUUGUUCUUAUUUAUUGCAUUGUUCUUAUUUGUUUGGCUCUGCAACAAGAACAACAGGGGGAUUCACUUGGUAAAACUGUAAUCCAACUGAGGCUUUUGGAGCGAGCUUAAAGGGGCAAAUUCUCAUUUUGGAAGAUGAGAGAUCAGAGCCUUGUAUACACUUUGGAUGAAGCACUUUCUACGAUUAGGUUUGGGAAAUUCCAGGGUCUUGUGCUUGCGUAUGCUGGAUUAGGUUGGACUACAGAAGCCAUGGAAGUGAUGAUUCUCUCUUUUGUAGGACCAACUGUUCAGUCUGUGUGGGGACUCUCUUCUAGUGAAGAGAGCAUGAUAACAACUGUAGUCUUUGCUGGCAUGCUGAUUGGGGCAUUCUUGUGGGGUUUUGUAUCAGAUACAUAUGGAAGGAAGAAGAGUUUCUUGGGUGCAACUAUAUUAUCGACUGGAGCUGGGUUUUUAAGUGCUUUCUCGCCAAAUUACAUAGUGCUGCUGAUUCUUCGUUGUUUGGUUGGUAUUGGUCUUGGUGGUGGGCAUGUAUUCACAACAUGGUUUUUAGAGUUUGUUCCAUCGCCAAACAGAGGCACUUGGAUGAUCAUCUUUUCAAGUUUUUGGACGCUUGGAACAAUUUUUGAGGCUUCACUAGCAUGGUUCGCCAUAUGUAUCCUUGUAACUUCACUAAAAAUGAUAAGGCUAGUCCUAAUCAGGUUGAUUGAGGCUAUAGUCAUGCCAGGAUUGGGUUGGAGGUGGCUGCUUGCUCUGUCUUCUUUACCAUCUUUUGUUGUCCUUCUUUUGUAUGGCUGUACACCAGAGUCUCCUAGGUAUCUAUGUGCGAAAGGAAGAACAAGUGAAGCACAUGAUGUUCUGGAGAAAGCCGCAAGACUCAAUCAAACAGAACUUCCUCCUGGCAGGCUUGUUUCUGAUAGUAUAAUGGAUCUGAAUGACGAUUUUGCUUCACCUGCAAGUACCCAUUUACUCUCCUCAUUCAGAAAGAAAACCCAGGAUUCUGAAACUAGCCCCUCAUCAUUGUUUAUACUUUUUUCACCAAAAUUAAUUAGAACGACAUUUCUUCUUUGGUUUUUAUACUUUGCCAAUACAUUCUCAUAUUAUGGCAUCAUAUUGCUAACUUCCCAGCUGAGCAGUGGGCAUAAUGAAUGUACCUCAAUCCCUAUGCUUUUAAAGAAUAAUGGGGAUGCUGACCUCUAUGUUGAUGUAUUUAUCACUAGUCUUGCAGAGAUUCCUGGCCUUGUUUUAUCAGCAUUUAUUGUGGACAGAGUGGGUCGCAAGCUCUCCAUGGCAAUUAUGUUUGCGUUUGGUUUCGUUUUACUUCUACCAUUGGUUAUCCAUCAGCAAGAGACUUUGACCACAACAUCGUUAUUUGGAGCUCGCAUGUUCGUUUCAGCAACCUUCAUAGUUGCCUGUAUUUAUGCCCCUGAGGUACACGUCUUUAUUUCAAGUUGAUGUGUUUUGAAAUUUAUUUUACCUGCCUUUAUAAUGGUCACCUCUUACUUCCGAUGAUAACACAAGACUCCUUGGCAUUUGAGAAAUGAUAGGAAGACUCCCUAACAGUUUUUAAGUGAAUGCCAUAAAUGAAAUGACCAUUUUAUCAGCAUUUGACUCCGCUAAACAAUUACAAAUAUCAAUGAAUGUGAACUAUAAGACUUCAAACUUAGACCUUCUGAUGUCAGCACAAAGGGAGUGCCUAUGUUAUAAAAUAAAACUCAAGGGGUCCCUUUCCAUUUUUCAAAUUUUAGGGAAUCUCUGUUGUUUUUCCAAAACAUUGGGAAUCUCAGUAUACUGCACCUUAUAUAUAUUUUCCUUGUGCCAUUUGAUGAGUCCAAAUCCAACUGGGUCAGGCCCAACUAAUGAGAUAAGCCUAAAUUAGUUACAAAGCAAGUCCAGCUUAGCUCAUGGUUCAGCCCAGUCCAAGAUUCAAGGAAUUCAAAAAGAUUAGUGUACGUGGAGAACAAUCAUCGGGAUAGCUACUCUCCUUGAGGAAGACAAUUGUACUUAUUAUUCGCUGUAGCUAUCCUCUUCGAUAGAUUAGUCACCUAUCCCAUCACGCCACCGCCUCAACCAAAGCUCUGUGCCUAUAAAUUGUAAGUCCUCUACACAUGAGAGACACACCUUUUACACACCUGCAUCUCUCUACACACCCUCUACACAACUAUCUUUCUCAUAGCUACUCUGAGCUUCCCAUUGCGCUCUCUCUCUCUUAUACCCUCAACUUUAUUAAUAAAGUUUUAUGAUCACCGUUGUCGCCUUUGAAGUGGAGUAGGUCACCUUGACUGAACCACUAUGUAUCUGUGUUGACCCAAUCUCUGUUUCCUUCAUUAAUUACCUUAUUGAUUGUUUCAUUAAUUAUUUUGCAUCAUAC